CACUGUAGUUCUGUUUGACUAGGAAGUCCAGCUGAUACUAGGUAGCCAGCUGGGAAACUCUCAAUAUCCAAAGUUGUUUGAACUUCCUCGCAUUGCCGUUUUUAGUCAUCGUGUUGACAGGCAACCAUGGCUGUUAGGAGAAAACUGUGGUGCAGAAACCUCCUGGCAGUGUCUCUGCUUCUCUCCGUCCUGCUCCACACCAUCCAUGUGCAUGCACGGCCAGCCAACAUGUCGGCCGCUAAAGAAAAGGCUCCAGCCAGCAAGGACGACAACGAGAUUCUCCCACCGGACCACCUGAAUGGGGUGAAGCUGGAGAUGGAUGGCCACCUAAAUAAGGACUUCCACCAGGAGGUUUUCCUGGGUAAAGAGAUCGAGGAGUUUGAGGAGGACUCGGAGCCAAGGAGGAACAGGAAGAAGCUGAUCGACAUUUUCACCAAGGUUGACUUCAACAAGGACCGGAGUGUUAGCGCCAAGGAGAUGCAGCGCUGGAUUAUGGUGAAGACGGAGGAGCACUUCCAGGAGGCCAUGGAGGAGAACAAGAACAGUUUCCGUGCCGUUGACCCCGACGGUGAUGGUCACGUGACAUGGGAUGAAUACAGAGUCAAAUUUCUGGCCAGCAAAGGUUUCAAUGAAAAGGAAAUGGCUGAGAAAAUCAAGAAUAACCAAGAUCUGAAACUGGAUGAGGAAACUCAGGAGGUUUUGGAAAGCCUGAAGGACCGCUGGUUUCAGGCGGACAACCCCCCCGCUGACCAGCUGCUGAAUGAGCAGGAGUUCCUGUCUUUCCUCCACCCGGAGCACAGCAGAGGCAUGCUCAAAUACAUGGUCAAGGAGAUCGUACGCGACCUGGACCAGGAUGGUGAUAAGAAGCUGACCCUGUCCGAGUUCAUCUCCCUGCCUGUGGGCACCGUGGAGAACCAGCAGGCGCAGGACAUCGACGACGACUGGGUCCGGGAGAGGAAGAAGGAGUUCGAGGACGUCAUCGACUCGGACCGCAAUGGCAUCGUAACCAUGGAGGAACUGGAGGAGUACAUGGACCCGAUGAACGAGCACAACGCUUUGAACGAGGCCAAGCAGAUGAUUGCCGUCGCAGAUGAAAACCAGAAUCAUAAUUUGGAGCUGGACGAGAUUCUCAAGUAUAGCGAAUACUUCACGGGCAGCAAACUGAUGGAUUACGCCCGGAAUGUUCACGAGGAGUUCUGAAGAACGACUCCUCCUCUCUCGGUCCGCUCAGCAAAGCAGGGCGACACCCUCCAUCUGCUUCAGGGACACGCCGGACGAGGUGAGCCAAACUAAUGAUUGGAUGUUCUAGUGGACAGUUCACGGCCUCUUUCACUGCUGAGCCCAACUAAUACAUCCUCUCUUCAGCCAUCUCACUUAACAUGGUGUGUGUGUGUGUGUGUGUGUGUGUGUGUGUGUGAGAUAUUGUGUGUUUUAGCCCCGACUAGAUAUUUCCGUUCCUGGUGCGGUGGCGAGAGAGACCAUUUGUUCUGCGGGAUGUCGUCCUAGCGUGUAAAUAUGAAUUCUGUACAGUACAAAUGCCUCUGUCUUAGAGAAAAGUAAAAAAAUAUAUAUAUAUAAUGCUGCUUCAAGGGAACACCCCUUAUAGAGAAAUAGAAUAAAGAGCUAAUUACUGGAAUCUUCCCUAAUUCCAAAUGGGAUUGGCAUUAACAGAGUACAGUUCCACUAGUCUGCAUUACAGAUGUCAGUUAUCCGUCCUACUUGUAAACAGGGUAAACAAAAUGGAGGUCAAUUAUACAAACUGCUUUAAUAACGUGCAGUGAUCCUUCUUAGCAGACUUUCAUUAACAAGUUAUUGUCAGAGUAAUAUAUAAGAACAGUGUGCCUUUUUCCCCAGCAGACAUUUUGACUUACUGAAAGUGAAGCACAGGUGUCACUGAUAACAUUAACCCUUGUGUUGUCUUCCCGUUAAAAUGGAAAAU
This is a messenger RNA of Etheostoma cragini (Arkansas darter), 1939 nucleotides long. It is a transcript of the gene sdf4, whose product is annotated as stromal cell derived factor 4. Gene Ontology annotation, molecular function: calcium ion binding. Gene Ontology annotation, biological process: calcium-ion regulated exocytosis. NCBI's taxonomy places the organism in Eukaryota, Metazoa, Chordata, Actinopteri, Perciformes, Percidae. The transcript is spliced from 8 exons. Gene Ontology annotation, cellular component: endoplasmic reticulum. The record is from RefSeq and is a predicted model, not a curated record. Bases 127 to 1200 code for a protein of 357 amino acids.